CAAUAACCCUUCCAAAUUCUGGUUUUUGCCAUAAACCCCCGAAAAAUAUUUCAGGCUGACAGGAACAUUCAGGUUUCAUGAGAAAAGGGAAGGCAAAGCACACCCUCUUUGACUCCCCUUCUCUCCCCACCCCAGGUAUAGAUGUAUAAAAGAGGGGUGAAUUUCACUCUCUGGCACUUCACUCCUUUUCCUCUGCUUGCAGCCUGUCUGGAGAGAAAACAACACAACUCUAAUCAUGAGCAGGAACUUCUUGUCCAAAAAUGAUGAGCUCCGCAAGGGAGACUAUCUGAUGUCAAACAACGGAGAGUUUAAGGCUAUAUUCCAGGGAGAUGGUAACUUUGUCGUCUAUGGCUGGCAGCCUGUGUGGGCUUCAGACACUGCAGGGCCAAAACCUCUCCGCCUGUGCAUGCAGGGUGACUGCAACCUGGUCAUGUACGGCGAUGAUGAAAAACCCAUGUGGCACACAAACUCUUCGAAAUCUGACUGUGUCAUGUGCCGCCUUCAGCUGACGGAUGAGGGCAAACUGGUGGUGAACAACGGAGCGCAUGAAGUCUUCAACUCUGCUAAUUCCAGUGGCAUGAAGUGAUCCGAUGUGUAUGAAAGUCAUGUUUUGAAGUCAACUUGAUUCACCUUUUAACGUGCCUGUAUGUAAUCUGGAAUCAAAUAAAACACACUUUUACAAUGCAUAAA
Eleginops maclovinus (Patagonian blennie) is the source of this 690-nucleotide messenger RNA. Its product is annotated as B-type lectin plumieribetin-like. The record is from RefSeq and is a predicted model, not a curated record. The coding region runs from base 236 to 586 and encodes 116 amino acids. The transcript has 3 exons. NCBI's taxonomy places the organism in Eukaryota, Metazoa, Chordata, Actinopteri, Perciformes, Eleginopidae.